CUCCCACCCAAGCACCCGGUUCUCCCAGCCCUGUCUUCCGGGCCAGCGACCGCUGCCCACGCCGGCUGGCUCAGCGGUGCUCCUCAGAUCUUUCUGGCAACAGGCAGUUGGGGCCGUGGGGGGCCGGCAGGGUUGAGGGCCCAAGUUCCAUUGGCAGUUGGCCCACGAAGUCGCGAGGUUCUGGCGAGAGAAGGAUGUUUCCAGAAGAGCACCUGCCACUUGUCUGCCGCACUGUUGUCCUGGAAGGAGCAACGUGAGGGCAGGCGCGCCCUCUUGACACCCCACGCGCCCCCCAAGGCCCCAGAGCCUUCCAGCCCCACCUGCCCUUCCUCCCUCCAGCCGCCCUGGUGUGGGGCUCUCGUCAGCCGUGGGUGCUCUGGCCAGUGGCUGAAGCCGUACCAGGUGAGCCUGGUGCCAACAGGGGCCAAGCCGGGAGACCGGUCCAGGGAAGGGCCUGUGCGGGGCUGCAGUGUGGGCCUCCCGGGGCGGCUCUGUUUCCUGACCCCUCAAGGAGCCAUACUGCCCCGGGGGCUCGCUCUGGCGCGGGGCAGGCAGGACACAGUGCUGUUUCUGCUUCCUGGUGCUGUGUGUUCUCAGGCGGGAGUCUGGGCCUCUCUGAGCAUGAGCUCCCUGUUGCGGGGGAGCAAGAGCUGAGCUCCUGCACCCCCGGGGCCAGGCUGUGUGACUCAGCUGACGGGCCAAGUUGAGCCCAGUCGACACACUCAGCCAAUCAAUGCAGUGACUUUGGUCCCCGUCAUCCUGAGCCCCACCUGGGAGCCAGCACCCAUCAGCCCGGGAGCCACCUUCUUGCAGAGCUGGCUGCUAGUACCCCGUCAUCAGGGGCUUCACCCCCCUCCAGACGAGCACUGUCACCCUGGGGGGCCUGGGGCUCUGCCUGGAGGAAGGACUGGCCAGCCCUGAGCUCUUGAGUCUGGAGGAGAUGGGGAGGUAUGAGUCCAGCCCCCUGGCAUCUGCCACCUCCCUCCCGGAGCGGGACUCCCCCAAACGCUGGACGCAGCCGGAGCAGUGGGUGGCCGACCUACAGGCGGAGGUGGCGUCCCUGCGGGGACACAAGGAGCGCUGUGAGCGAGCUGUACUGAGCCUGCUGCGGGAGAUGCCGCAGCUCCGGGCCUGCGUGCAGCUGCAGGACGCCGAGCUCAAGAGGCUGCAGCAGGACCUGUGGCUGGUGGCUCAGGCCCCCGAGAAGGAGGCCCUCGGGUUCCCCAGCCCCCAGAACCAGAACCAGAACCAGAUGCAGGCCUUGGACAAGAGACUGGUGGAGGUGCGGGAGGCCCUGACCCAGAUCCGGAGGAAGCAGGCACUGCAGGACAGUGAGCGGAAGGACACCGAGCAGGAAGCCAAUGUCAGGCUGGCGGAGCUGGCCGGGAAGCUGGAGCGGGAGGAGCAGUUCCGGGAAGCGGCCUGCAGCGCCCUGCAGAGGAGCCAGGAGGACACCAGCCACAGGGUGGACCAUGAGGUGGCCCAGAUGCAGGCCCAGGUGACCAAGCUCGGCGAGGAGAUGAGCCUCUGCUUCCUCAAGAGGGAGGCCAAGCUGUGUGGCUUCCUGCAGAAGAGCUUCCUGGCCCUGGAGAAGAGAAUGAAGGCCUCAGAGAGCACCCGGCUGAAGGCAGAGAGCAGCCUGCGGGGAGAGCUGGACGGCCGGUGGCAGAGGCUCCAGGAGCUGGCCGAGGAGCGCGUGCGGGCCCUGCAAGGGCAGCACGAGCAGGAAGAAAGCCGCCUCCUGGAGCAGUGCCGGGGCCUGGACCAAGCCGUGAUCCAGCUGACGAAGUUCGUGCGGCAGAACCAGAUGUUGCUGAACCGGAUCCUCCUGGCUGAGCAGAAGGCCUGGGACAGCAAGGGGCACCUGGAGGAGACCCAGGCCGGGGAGCUGGCUGCCUUCCUGCAGGAGAGCCUGGAGGCCGGCCAGCUGGCCCAACAGGAGGCCCACAGCGCACUGGAGCUGCUUCGAGAGAAGAGCCAGGCUCUGGAGGUGUCACUGGCCGAGCUGGGGAAGCAGGUGAAGGACCUGAGCGACCAUUUCGUGGCCCUGAGCUGGAGACUGGACCUGCAGGGGCGGACGCUGAGCCUGCAGCUGAGCGAGGCAAAGAGAGAGUGGGAAGGCUUGGAGCAGAGAUCGCAGGAGGGUCUGGCCCAGUGUCAGAAGGAGGCCGAGGCACGGCUGAGGGAGCUGCGGGAGCGAGUGGACAGCCUGCCCCGCCAGAUAGAGGUCGUCUCCGACAAGUGCGUCCUGCACAAGAGUGACUCGGACCUCAAGAUCUCAGCGGAGGGGCGAGCCAGAGAGUUCGAGGUCGGGGCCGUGCGGCAGGAACUGGCCACUCUGCUCUCAUCUGUGCAGCUGCUCAGGGAGGGCAACCCCGGGCGGAAGAUUGCCGAGAUCCAGGGCAAGCUGGCCACGUUCCAGAACCAGAUAAUGAAACUGGAAAACAGCUUGCAGGACAAUAAGACCAUCCAGAACCUCAAGUUUAAUACAGAAACUAAGCUGCGCAUGGAGGAGACAGCCAGCCUGCGUGAGAGCAUCCUGCGUCUACGGAGCGAGGAGGGCCCCUGGGCCCUGACGCUGGGCAGCAGAAGGGUCCUCGCGGCCCUGGGGAAGCAGCAGUCCUUCGUCAAAGACACAGCCGCUGGCGAGGUGGUCCCUGUGAACCGCUGGGGCAUGUAUCAGGCCGUGAGGUGGCUGCAGUGGAAGGCGGUCCUCCUGAACCUGGUGGCCCAGCGGAGGCCAAGCAUGUUCCUGGAGAAGUCCUUCCGCCAGGAGCCUGCCCGCCAGCUCAUGUCCUUGCCCCUUGCCCAGAAAUAAAUGUGCCAGCUCCCGUGGA
Messenger RNA from Lutra lutra (Eurasian river otter), 2837 nucleotides. RefSeq names its product coiled-coil domain containing 154 (gene CCDC154). Gene Ontology annotation, biological process: bone mineralization involved in bone maturation. NCBI's taxonomy places the organism in Eukaryota, Metazoa, Chordata, Mammalia, Carnivora, Mustelidae. The transcript is spliced from 16 exons. Bases 941 to 2818 code for a protein of 625 amino acids. The record is from RefSeq and is a predicted model, not a curated record.